UAUCAACGGAGACAACCAUGAGAGUUCUAAGCAUUUGUGUAGUAUUUGCAGCCUGUGUGGCUUUAAGUGCAGCCGAACCAGGCGCUGGCACGAAGACUCGCAAGGAAAGUGCGCUGGAAAAGAUCAUGCCACGUCUGCUGUGGAACCUACGACGUGGAGAACACAGCAACCAGGAGAGCGCAAAGCAGCAGCAGCCCAUCAUCUACUAUGUGACGCAACCUGCCUCGAAUUCGGACUCUGACAGGCAUCAGCAUCAUCAGCAUCAUGAUCAUCAUGAGCAUCCCCAUUAUCCGUAUUAUCCGUACUAUCCACCACCACCACAGACACGCCCGCCGCAGCCACAGUAUCCAGGCAUGGAAUAUCUGGGCACUGGUAAUAACGGCGGACCCACCUUCCUGAUUGUCAACCCCAACAACAUGCAGGGCAUCUAUCUGCCCAGUUCCGGCAACAGCUCCAACAGCACGGGUUCCACGCGUAGUGCCCAUGUCCCCUCGAUUGGUGAUCUUUUGCAGGGCUUGAACUUUAAUGAUCUGCUAGAUGGAAGUCUCUUCGAAGACGACUCUGAGGUGGUGGAGGCUGCCGAGGAAGGCAAUGUGCAGGGCCCUGUGAAUGCGCUUGUGAAUGAGCGUCCCGGAGGCGUUCAGGCGGCUGCUGCCCAGGAGGAUGAUAACGAUGUUGAUCUACUCAGCGAAGACGAAAUCGAUGCCUUGGACCGUCAGAACAAUCGUGGCCUGAGCCCCAAACUUCUGUUCUCCAUGCUCAUGCAGGAUAAGCGUCGCAGGCGCAUCCAGGAGGUGCUGGCCGGCAUUUACUUGAGGAACACUCAACUGAAUAGAAAGUGAGCCGUCGAGUGAAUCGAAACAAAUUGAAAUAUUUUUGCGAGGCAGAGAAUAA
Messenger RNA from Drosophila obscura, 894 nucleotides. RefSeq lists its product as uncharacterized. The record is from RefSeq and is a predicted model, not a curated record. NCBI's taxonomy places the organism in Eukaryota, Metazoa, Arthropoda, Insecta, Diptera, Drosophilidae. The transcript is spliced from 2 exons. The coding region runs from base 18 to 842 and encodes 274 amino acids.